GACUACUUUCUAAAUUGGACCAGGUCCGACCUGGAACUAGUCCGGUUUCUAAGUUAGACCUAAGCCAACUCCAGCCAGUUUCAAGCCCCAGUUUUCAGAAAAAGUUCAGACUUUUGUAGAAGUGUGAAUGCUCCCGACACAAAGCUGCUAAACGAGGACAGGAAUCCGAAGGGAGGGGAAGUUCCCACGACCUCCGCAAGCCACGAGGAGGCACCAGUUCCGCAGAUUGAAAAGGUUGGCAGACUACUUAGUGUUUUCUUACUCUGGCCUCAGAAGCAACAUGUUCUGUGCUGGCCGGGUGCCAGAGGAGGAUCUGAAGAGGACAGUGAUGGCUUGUGCAGGCUCCAUCCAGACCACUGUGAACGCGCUGUCAUCAGAUGUUCUGGGCCGCUGCCAGGUCUUUGAAGAGACUCAGAUCAGAGGCGAAAGGUACAAUUUCUUCACUGGCUGCCCCAAGGCCAAGACAUGCACUAUCAUCCUCCAUGGUGGUGCAGAGCAAUUUAUGGAGGAGACAGAGCAGUCCCUGCACGAUGCCAUCAUGAUUGUCAGGAGGGCCAUCGAGAAUGAUUCAGUGGUGGCUGGUGGUAGCGCCAUCGAGACGGAGCUCUCCAAGUACCUGCGAGAUUACUCAAGAACCAUUCCAGGAAAACAGCAGCUCCUGGUUGGGGCCUAUGCCAAGGCCUUGGAAAUUGUUCCACGCCAGCUCUGUGACAAUGCUGGCUUUGAUGCCACAAACAUCCUCAACAAGCUCUGGGCUUGGCACGCCCAGCGUGGCAUGUGGUACGGGGUGGACAGCAACACUGAGGACAUUGCUGACAACUUUGAGGCCUCUGUGUGGCAGCCAGCGAUGGUGCGGAUCAACGCCCCGACUGCCGCCUCCGAGGCUGCGUACCUCAUCGUGUCUGUCGAUGAGACCAUCAAGAACCCUCGCUCAACAGUGUGUGCUUCCCCAGCCGCUGGCCGGGGGCCGAGGUCGCGGCCGCCUUCACUGAGAGGUUCCCAGCCCUCACACGAGUGCCCGGCAGGCUAUGCUUACUCUGUCUUGGUCAGAUAUUAAAAGGAAGGGGUGGUAUUUGGCCCACUCUGUUCUCACUGGAGGUUAUUUAAAUAAAGCUUAAAAA
Molecule: messenger RNA, 1121 nt
Organism: Bubalus bubalis (water buffalo)
Lineage: Eukaryota; Metazoa; Chordata; Mammalia; Artiodactyla; Bovidae
Product: T-complex protein 1 subunit eta-like
Exons: 3
Coding region: 281-1057 (258 amino acids)
Biological process (GO): protein folding
Cellular component (GO): chaperonin-containing T-complex
Molecular function (GO): ATP-dependent protein folding chaperone; ATP binding
Source: RefSeq, a predicted model, not a curated record